AUGGCACUCUCGAGAAAGGAACGACUGCAGCUCGCAGCUAUUGAUCCCGAGCUGGAAGUUCUGCCUGAUCCAGAUAGUGGCGUUGCGGAGCGUGACAUCUAUUACACUGCAAGAGAUGGCCACAAAUUGCGCGCUCACGUCUACGAGCCAGCGAAAAGGACUGAGUCAGCUCCUCCAUUAGUUGUUUACAUACAUGGUGGUGGCUGGACUAUUGGAUCUCCAGAAGAUGCUCAGCGCUCGUGUCGUGAUAUUGUACAAAAGCUGGGGGUCGUUUGUCUGGCGCCUUCUUAUCGUCAAGGACCUGAAGACCCAUUUCCAGCUGGCAUAAACGAUAUCUGGGACGGCUUGAAAUGGAUUGCUGCGAAUGCAGAGUCUGAACUGAGAGUCUCACUGUCCAAGGGGUUUAUCAUCGGUGGUUCGUCAGCUGGAGGAAACAUGGCUGCGAUAGCCAGCCAUCUGGCCCGAGAUGAGAAGCUGACUCCUGCGAUAACUGGCGUCUUUCUUCUCGCUCCGAUGAUAUUGCCACCAGAGAAGGAAGAUGUACUGCCUGAGAAGUACAAGGACCUUUAUAUGUCUCGGACUCAAGCUGAGUGCACGGACGACCCUAUUCUCACCCCAGCUUUGGACAAAAUCUUUCACGAUUCUGCGGCUGGAGAUGUAUCUUCGCCUCUCUUUGUCCCAUUCAUCUGGCCAACGGGUCACCACGACUUACCCAGAACGUAUUUCCAAAUUUGUGGAAUGGAUGUCCUUCGUGACGAGGCUUUGAUCUUCGAGCAAGUGUUGCGCGACGACCACGGAAUUGAGACUCGGCUGGAUAUUUAUGCUGGCAUGCCUCAUAUCUUCUGGGGCUCUUUUGCACAUUUAAGCCAAGGGAGGAAAGCAGCUGUAGAUCUUGUUGAAGGUAUCAAGUGGCUUCUGAAGUGA
Messenger RNA from Fusarium musae, 924 nucleotides. RefSeq lists its product as uncharacterized. The coding region runs from base 1 to 924 and encodes 307 amino acids. Gene Ontology annotation, molecular function: hydrolase activity. Lineage: Eukaryota; Fungi; Ascomycota; Sordariomycetes; Hypocreales; Nectriaceae. The record is from RefSeq and is a predicted model, not a curated record. The transcript has 2 exons.